Molecule: messenger RNA, 3990 nt
Organism: Scylla paramamosain (green mud crab)
Lineage: Eukaryota; Metazoa; Arthropoda; Malacostraca; Decapoda; Portunidae
Product: substance-K receptor-like
Exons: 13
Coding region: 1266-3227 (653 amino acids)
Biological process (GO): G protein-coupled receptor signaling pathway
Cellular component (GO): plasma membrane
Molecular function (GO): G protein-coupled receptor activity
Source: RefSeq, a predicted model, not a curated record
CCGAUAUACAUCAUAUCAGUGUCUCCUAUCUUAAUGAACUCCAUUGUCUUCGGGAUGUCGCGCACAACUAUUUUAAUUUCAUCUGUGCCUUCUGAUCACACCAGAAAAGCUUAAGCCAUCGCUAUUUCCGGUUGUGUACAUCGUCUUUUUAAAGUCCAAAUCACUUCAAAGUCUGAGUGUUGUGGAAGAGAGGAGAGUGAGACACGCCGUCCCUCUUGGAGAGCCUUGAAUGAUAAGACCCAGUGGCUGAUCAAAAGACAGAACGGCGAUGAGGAGCAGUGUGGCAAGAACUCCCUCCACCCACGCAAGAAUUACCUCUGAGGAAAACUUUACCGUAUUUGUGACGUUUAUGAAUAGUGCUAUGGUGCAAAAUUCAACUAUAUGAACAAAAAACAAUUUGCUUCUUGAGAAAAUACGUAUUCCAUUGUUCAAUCAACAGCAAGUUAACGAAGAGUGCGGAGAUAUAAUUGCUGAUCCACCAUGGCAGCUUUGUGUCCAUUCCCAAAAUGUUACGGACGUGACCAGAAAAUGAUAAAGUGUUUUGGGAACACUGGAUGAUAAACACCAAGUUUCCGAUUUUUUCUACUAACUUUGAGUCUCAAGUGUGUUUAUACCCGACGAGGAAAUGGUUAGUUUAGGAGAAGGAACGCUGAACUGCAACGAUUCGUGUUGUCAAAUGUCAUCCGGGAACGUUGUUUGUUUUGGCGAUUACAACUUUACAGACAGAGCGAACAUCACGUACCCCGAACAAUGGGAACUGGCGCUGAGGUGGACCUACGCCUCGAUAAUAAUGCUCGUGGCCGUGUUCGGGAACCUGACCAUCAUCAUCAUCUUGGCCAAAAACCGCAACCUGCUCCGCCACUCCAUAAACUGCUUCAUUUUGAACAUGUCAGUGGCGGACCUGAUCACCGCGCUGGCAGGCCCGAUCCCCUUCACAAUACGGGACACAGCCUACUUUUGGGUGCUUGGGAGGGCUUGGUGUCACCUAGAAGGAUAUAUACAAAAGUGAGUAGCAAUGCUGGUGAUGAUGGUGAGUGUGACAUCGCUGGCCACCAUCAGCUUUGAUCGCAUGAUAGGCGUCGUCUGGCCCUUCCAUACCCAUCUGAAGAUGUGGCAGUGUUUCGCUAUCAUCGUCAUUAUCUGGAUCGUAUCAGCCAUACUUGCCGUGCCUUUUGGCAUCUACAGAAUCUAUACAGUCCACCAAUGGCAAGACCUUACUGAAAUAACAUGCGGUGAGGAAUGCCCAAAAAAUUCAAGUCUGGUGGAUGGUCAACAUGAUCGGCCUAACGUGGCUGCCUCUCCUCAUCAUGCUCAGCUGCUACACCACCAUCCUUGUCUACUUCAGGAGCUCCGGAUUCAGGAGUCGGACAAAUAGUGAACACCCCUCCAUCACACUUAUGAAGCGACGCGUGGUGAUCAUGAUGUUCGUCAUCGUCAUUGCCUUCACGGUAUUUUGGUUGCCGUUCCAGAUACUCAAAAUCUGCGGCAAUCAGAUGUUUUUCGGCGAGGACGGCCAAAUUAAGAGUCCAGAAGCGCAGAAGAGUUACGACAUCCUGUACACAAUGUGCCACUACUUGAUUUACACCAACGUGGCGGUCAACCCAAUCAUCUACGCCCUCAUGCACCAAACCUUUCGCCGCGCCCUUCGUGUCACCUUCCCCUGUCUUUAUCAUCAUAAGUCUGCCUUUGUGCUGACGCCUGGCUUGGGCCGCCAGCACUACGUCUGGUCCAUGCGGUCCACUUCCAAUGUGUACAGUGAUGUGAUGGCAAUGUCAAGGCAAAAUCCUGAGGAGAGGAGGCGAAGGAUGAGGGCGUCGAGUGCUGUCGUUGGGUCAGCAGCCGUGGCCGCUUCUAUCGUCAUUGAAACUAACUCAGAAAAUCAGAGAGGUAAUAGCUCGGAGAGAUCUGGACAGCCUGAGACGACGGUGGUGCAGAACGAGACUGAAGACUGGAGGCCCAAUGGAGGGCGUCCCUUGGCUGAUGAGAGGUACGUGCGGGACUUGAGACCUAGGGAAAUAUCCAUCGUCAGCACGGGCGCCUUGGGGCAACUCAUCACGCAGGUCAUCGAGGAGGAAUCUUCAAGUGACGUGGAAGUGCUGGUGAUGCUGGUGAGUCUGGAGUCGCUUGCCACCAUCAGCUGUGACCGCAUGAUGGGGGUGGUGCGGCCUUUCCACACCCACCUCAAGACCUGGCAGUCCCUCGCCAUCAUCAUCAUUAUCUGGGUGUCUUCCGCCGUGCUCGCCGUGCCGUGGGGCCUCUACAGGGUGUACACGAUACACAUAUGGAAAGACCGCACGGAGACUAACUGCGGCGAGAAGGAGACGCUGUACAUGUGGUGGAUGGCGCUGGUGGGCCUCGCGUGGCUGUCGCUCGCUAUCAUGCUCGUCUCCUAUUUCACCAUCCUCGCCUAUUUUAGGCAUCCCAGCUUCAAGAAUUUCUCCAAAAGAGAACACCCCGUGAUGACUCACCUCAAGAAGCGGGUGGUGAAGAUGAUGUUCCUGGUGGUGGUGACCUUCGUGGUGUGCUGGCUGCCCAUACAGCUGCUCAACAUCUUCCACACCAACUUUCUGAAUGACUUCGGGAGCUUAAAGGAUGAUACCUCUAAGAGGAAUUACGCGGCGCUGAUGACGGUGUCCCAGUACAUGAUCUACGUGAACCCUGCCGUCAACCCAGUCAUCUACGGCCUCCUCCACCAGAACUUUCGACGCGCCUUCAGACUCACUUUCCCCUGCAUCUUUACACGGAAGUCCACUCUGGUCCUGACCCGCGGCCAAGGUGUCACCCGAUACAUGUGGUCUGUCAAAUCGACUGGCUCGCAGCCAAGCGUCACCGGCCAGCGCAGGCACUGCGGCGAGAGACAGGUACAACCUGAGCGCAACCCUGCAACGCCAAGUCGGAGGUUGAGUGGCUCCGAGACUCUCAAUGAUGAAGCGCAAAGAAACAGUCACGUCAGCAGUGAGGGUGAGCGAAAGAGGAGAAAGAAGUGCUGCAUUCUGAAACCUGGGCGUCUUGCACGACAGAAAUCUAAGAAAAAGGAUAGAUGGUCUCCUGAGAAUGACAAUGAUGAAAGAUGCUGCUCUGCAGGCUCUUCCUACGCCAAUGAAAAAUAUGUACGAGACUUGCCUCAGAAGAUUUCCAUUGUCAGCAAGGGCGCCCUGGGUCACCUUAUCACAGAAGUCAUCGAGGAGGAGACUUCGAGUGAUGCAGAGAGGGAGAGAGUCUUGUGAGAAAAGCGACAUUCUUGCCUAAUUUCAUCAAAGUAAAUUUAGCAAGGAUCGAAGUAUAUUAGUGUGAUAUUCAUAGGGAAGGACAGCCCAGACAUGUUCACUGGAUGUAGUGGAGACUUGUCUGACUCUUGCCAUAAAAAGGAAAUUACUGUUUGGAAGGUUGAGUGUAGUUGAUGGGUGAAGGGAAUAACUUUACAGGUGAAAUAUUGAAUUUAAGGCAUGAAAAUCUAUGAAAAUAUCCUGCAUGAUGUAAAUGUUGUUAUAUUUUCUUAAGUCUAUUCCUUAAUGCAUUGCCUGUGCUGGCGCGGGUGUGGAUAAACCUCUGAUGAUUAAAAAUAUUUUCUAGAUUCGUUAUCUUACGAUUCGAUAAUCCAUUUAAUUAGUCACAUUCAGACUUCAGGUUAAUGAGCAUCAUGUUGGUGACUUGGCUUCUUUGAGACGCAAAAAUAUCCUGAUGAUGGCAAGCGGGACUUCCUAAACAAAUUUUACGGAAACCAACCACUUGCUUAUCGACUCAUAAGAAUGUCUAGAAAAGGUCCUAGUUCGGCAAUACUUCUUUUUACAGAGUGGAAGUUGUUGCUUUUAGUUGAUUUUAUUACAUGACCCUGUAGAGAUAACAUAUGCGAGCAGUGACACAAUAAACAGAUUAUACAGGAAGCCAGUAGUAGUAAAUUGACAAUGGUUAUAGACUAUUUGACAAUGAAUAUGUAUCAAAGUCUUAUCUGCUAUCCAUGUCAUGUUUUUAUAAAUUUUUACUCCUCCA